This is a messenger RNA of Colletotrichum lupini, 501 nucleotides long. RefSeq lists its product as uncharacterized. NCBI's taxonomy places the organism in Eukaryota, Fungi, Ascomycota, Sordariomycetes, Glomerellales, Glomerellaceae. The record is from RefSeq and is a predicted model, not a curated record. The transcript has 4 exons. The coding region runs from base 1 to 501 and encodes 166 amino acids.
AUGUCCCACUUAGUAUCCCCGGGCUUGCAUUACUCCAAGGAUCUAGAUAGAACUCCUCACCAAUCGAUCGCUACCGCUUCUGCCAUCGCCGUAGCCCGACCGCUCGGAAGUUUUGGAACUGCAUACGCAACCCACGUCCGCCGCAUCAUCGACCCAGCGAUGCCUUUUACCCCUCUCCGCCAAGGAGAGAAUUUCAACAGGGACGAUAUGACCCCAAUCACCGUAGAUAUUGUAACCGAGUUUUUUCAUCUUGUGCUACAAGGGGAGGUAAAGAGAACUUCUAUUCCGUCUUAUGACUAUUCCGAGGACUUCUCCAGCCGUCACGUCUACUUGUUUCCAGCACUUUCAAAGAAGGGCGGGGCAACUGCGUCAUCGGAGGAAGCUGCCGCCUCCGCGAAACGGAAUGUCGCAGGUCAAAUGAGAUUGUGGCGUCUCAUUCGUCCUGUUAUCUCGAAACGAUCGAGUCAAGCUGUAUCCUGCGUAACGACCUACCACAUUUGA